Messenger RNA from Zootoca vivipara (common lizard), 2013 nucleotides. RefSeq names its product translation machinery associated 16 homolog (gene TMA16). The record is from RefSeq and is a predicted model, not a curated record. Gene Ontology annotation, cellular component: nucleus. NCBI's taxonomy places the organism in Eukaryota, Metazoa, Chordata, Lepidosauria, Squamata, Lacertidae.
AGGGUCUAGCCGGAUAGUUUACGGCGACGGACUCCUUCCCCCAGUGUGAGGCGCACACCGCGCGUGCCGGGAAGCUCUGCUUGCUUUCUUCCUCCGCGAACAUGCCUAAAGCAGCAAACGGCAAAAGGGGCGCACAGGAGAAGAAAGUCAUCCAUCCCUACAGCAGAAAAGCUGCUCAGCUUACAAAAGAAGCACACAAACAAGAAAGAAAGGAAAAGUUGAAAAAUGAAAAGGCCUAUCGUCUCAGCGUUGUGGGUGAAAAAUUGCUUUGGUUUCAAAGUCACCUUGAUCCUGACAAAGUGGAGUACACAAGAAAAGAAGCCUGUGAACUAACAGAAAAUUAUUUACAGCGUUUCAGUGAUGAGUUGGAGCAGAUUGAACUGCGUAACAGUAUUAAAGGACGGCAGGCCAGACAGCACAGUUCCAGGGAAACAGCCAUCAAACAGACUAUGGAACGUGAACGACAGAUGUAUGAAGGAUAUGGGCUAGAGAUCCCCGACAUUGUGAACUGUAAGCACCUUAAAACAUUCAGUACCUGGGAUGGUGAUUUGCAGAAGCUACCAAACAUUAAAAUGAGGAAGAUAUCCAGUAAAGAUGCUCUUAGCAGUUUAACUAAGAAGGCAACAGUUGAAGCUGAGAUGGACUUGGAUGCAGCAAAGGAUGCAGAGAAACAAAUGCUUGCUGGUAUGGGAAAUGACAGUUGAAGCAAAUUGCCAAGCUGCUAUUUUAAUGAUCAGUUAGAGCUAGACUAAAUCACAUUUUGAGUGUAAAUGUGACAGGACCCAGCUAUAUUGACUGUAAUUUAGCCUUCAAUUCAUGAGGUAAUAAGAUGAUGUUGCAUGUUGCAUCAUUGUCUUUUGAAAAACAUUAAAAUAUUUCAUGUUCAUAGAAGUAACAACUAGAUGCGGGGCUGAAUUUAUUUAAAGCAGCAGGAGAAGGGAAGGGUGAAAAAGCAGAGGAAAAGAGCUACUCCUUUUGACAGGUUCUUCCCAGUUGGUUUUCUCCUGGAGGGUGAGGAGCAUAGCUGCCAAGUUAUCCCUUUUUUACAGGGAUUUUCCCUUAUGCUGAAUAGGCUUCCUCGCGAGAAAAGCGAAAACUUGGCAGCUAUGGUGAGGAGUGGUUUCCUUUCAGAUCUGAGCUCAUUAAACCUGCUGGAGUAUAUCAAGCUUGGAAGUAAAAUAGAGGCAAGGAGGCAUUUUCAGUCCCCUUACUCUUUAUCACACUCUGAUUUAGCUACAUUCCUCCUCGCUUGAAUUUGUGGCAACCCUACAAAGGGUUCUGCUGCUAUAAUGUCUAUUUUGGCCCAAAUGGAUCCAUUUUUAUCAUGGAUGUCGUUCAGUAGGUUUAGGGCAGGAAUAGCUAAUCUGUGGCUGUCCAAAUGUUGUCCAAGUCCAACUCCUGGCAUCCCAGUCAGCCAUGCUGUCUGGGGCUGUUGGGAGUUGGGGUUCUGUGACAUCUGAAGGGUCAGUGGUUAAGCACUCAUGCUUGGUUUAGGAGGAGGAUAACAGUACAUUCUUGAGAACUGGUGUCUCCUUGCCACCCCACCUUACUUCUUCCUGGAUAAGACUUAUUAUAUAAAAUUGUCACCAUGCAGUGGCAGCUUUCGGGUUUUACCAGUGCAGAAUUUGUGGGUGCCAGUACCUCCUGCAGUGUUGUCAAAAAUCCACAGUGUAUGACCACUAGGCCCACAGGCCAAGAUUGGAUACCCUCCCUCUUUUCCAUUUUGAGCAGAGGAGAUGGGCAGUGAAACGUUCUUUUCUCCAUAGGUAGUGCGUGGUGGGAUGUCUCUUACCAUUUUGUGGCCUUGUUACCUUUUUCUGCUCUUUUUAGAUUUAGCAGCCUUGUUGUGUUGUGCCACAUACACCCCUGCCCCAAGUUGCCACAUCAUUUUCUCAAAAUUUGAAAUGCAUCCAUUGGCUCGGAAAGGAUUGGCAGCCCAUAUUAUCUUUAAAAGCAAAUGACUUACAAGUAACCCUUAGAGUCAUCUGUUUAAUACAAAUACAAAUUUGUUCC